This is a messenger RNA of Sphenostylis stenocarpa, 894 nucleotides long. NCBI's taxonomy places the organism in Eukaryota, Viridiplantae, Streptophyta, Magnoliopsida, Fabales, Fabaceae. The record is from the annotation of a GenBank genome assembly.
AUGGUCUUUGACAUCUCUCACCCAGGGCUUCGACUUGGUCUUGGUCUUGGUCUUGGCCUGCAAGACCAGUCGCAAGAAACUUGCUUGAAGAGCGAUGAACAAAGGCAAAGACGAGGCCAGAAGAAAAAGGAAGCGGAUCCACGUAACAAGGCUUACCCAUCGCUUAGGUUAGGACCACCCCAUCAUGAGGCAAAUAAUAAUCAUCAAGUUACAAAGACUGAAUCUGAUGAAUAUCAUAAUAUACAGCCUCGUGCCUCUUCUCCAAGUGCAGUGUCUUCGUUUUCUAACUCAUCAAGCAUCAUCAAGAGAGAGAGAGAUCAGUUCGCGGGCGAAGAACUUGAGCUAGAGAUAGACAAGUUUCCCUCACACUUCAGGGUUGUGGAUCUUGAUGAAAAUGGUUACCCCAAGAAGAAACUUAGGCUCAACAAAGAACAAUCUGCAGUCUUGGAAGAUAGCUUCAAGGAGCAUUCUACUCUCACUCCGAUACAGAAGCAAGAAUUGGCAAAUAAACUGAAUCUGCGGGCGAGACAAGUGGAGGUAUGGUUUCAGAACAGGAGAGCCAGGACAAAACUGAAACAAACGGAAGUGGACUGUGAGUUACUGAAAAAGUGCUGCGAAAGUCUAACAGAGGAGAACAAGAUGCUGCAAAAAGAGUUGGAAGAGCUUAAAUCGAUGAAAACAGCAUUGCAGGGACCCAUUUUUAUGCAGCUUCCAGUGGCAACCCUUACAAUAUGCCCUUCCUGUGAAAGAAUUUGCGGUGGCAGCAGCGCCACCAACAACAAUGGUUCCUCUCCCACCACCACCACUGCUUUGCUUGUGGGCCCAAAGCCCCAUCAUGAUCACCACUUCUACAAAAAUAACUACACAUUCACACAGCCAUCUGCAGCUUGCUAG